GAGCGCUACCGUCGCGCUAUUCCGUUGGUGGCGCGCGAGUUGUGCGUCAUUGUUGCUGCGCCGUGCUUAAGGAGCGGCGCUGUCCCCGCUAUGUUCAAGGUAAAGCAGUUGAUGGCUGUUCCUGCUAGCUUGAGCAUACUUGCUGUCCAUGUGUAUGCUGCUGCCCCUGAGAAUGAAGCUUCCAAAAAAACCUUACUGAAAGUUGAUGAGCUUUCACUGUAUACCAGUCCAACACCAACAUCAAAAUAUGUUGAAGAUUCACGAACACAGUUGGAGGAAAGUAUCUGUUCUCUACGGCGGUCUCUGGAGCCUUUUACAGCCUGGUUUCAGGACUUCUUUGGCAAAGUCUCACCAAAGGUAGAAAAAGCAGCUGAAUAUGGCAGAGAAGGCUAUGAAUUUCUCCAGAAUCCACCUCCAGGAUUUUAUCCGAGACUUGGUGUCAUAGGUUUUGCUGGUAUUGUUGGGUUGUUCCUGGCUAGAGCUUCCAAAAUAAAGAGGGUUGUUUAUCCAGUAAGCUUUAUUGGGAUUAGUGCUUCUCUCUACUAUCCACAGCAAGCCAUUGCCAUUGUCAAGGUAACUGGUUCUCAGUUGUAUGAUUGGAGUCUGCAAGCAUAUAUAAACAUAGAAUCUCUCUGGAAAGAUAAUCCAAAAAAGAAAAAAUUGGCAAAGGCAAGUGACAAGGGUGACGUGGAAAGUGAUAAAACAGUGAAUGUACAAGUAGGAAAAGCAGUAAAAUAGAACUCUCCAGUGCAUCUUAUUUAAACAGCAGACUGCCAGAGAAGAGACAGAUCACUCUUGCCAAAGCUCUGAACUGAUUGCACGGAGAGGAUCUUGUGAGGACUUUGGGUUGCUCACUCAUGACAAUUGUUUUGUUCCAGGCAAACCUGGAUUGGGGUACAUCUAGUGCUUUUGACCAUUUGCUACGUUUGUAAUUCUGGAGUCUCCUAUAUGGUGCCCAUGAAGACCUUUCUUGGCAACAGCCAAUGUUUUUAUUUUAUUUUUAAAAUUUCUUUUUGGUAAGAAAAACAGUUAGGAUGCUGGCAUACCACAAAAUGAAGUACUAGCAAUAUCUUUAUAUGGGUUUAAAAGAGUCAUUUAGUGUUUUUGGAGCUCAGACCACACGUCUGGCCUGCGCUUAGGUACUCUGUUACUCUCACAGUUCACUUUCUGCAAAAUGAGUGUCUUAUGGCUGACUGUGCCCACCCUGGCAGCCACUAUAUGGAUGGGCACCCCAUUUUAGCCACUUUGUAAGCUCCCAUAAAACUCAAAUUCCAAAUGUGCCCAGCAACUCAAAAAAAUUUGUGGGGGUGUUCCUGAUAUAAUUUUACAACAGGCCUAGAACUUGUAUAUCAAUGUACACAUCUGCAGGAGUUUUACUUCACUUUACCAGAUUAAUUCAUUAUACUAUCUUUCUAUUAUUUUUGAACAUUUUUUAUUUUCUUAGCAUAAACAAGUACACAAAAAGAAUGUGAAACAGAACAACCUAAAAUGAAUAAAGCAAGCUAAAAUAAACAAUGUUGCCAAGAGAAUUUUAAACAAAUACAACCUAUACAUUUAUCCCCCCAGAUCUAUCUUCCUGUCUUUCAACACUCUUUGAGCGUUUAACAAAAAAGAAAUCAUUACACUAUCUUUAAAAUAUUCUAUAUAAGAUUUUGGCCAGUUUCACUCAUUCAUGUGAACAGAACACAUUUAGGAAUGCUAACACAUGUAAAGAGAGAUGAAGAAACUCUAGCACCUCAGGCUACUCUUCCAGAAGUCUUAAGGCAGCCUUCCCCAACCUGGUACUUCACUGUGUGUGCAUUCAGGAGAGAACUAGAUGGUUAUCCCAGUUUUUACCUGUGAUGGCAAAGCUUGCUUAUGACAUGCAAGUAUCAGGUAGAGAAAACUGGCCUGCAGUAGUGGUGGCUUGGGUCAGUUUUCAGGUCCAGGAGACUAGGAGAGGAAGAAUAUCUUUUAGAUUUAACUGCAGUCAUAGUAGAUAAAGGUAUCUUGUCAUAGCUAGAUCAGCAAUUGUAAUUUGUAAUUAAGGAAAUUAAAAUGCUUCAUUAUUUUUAGAUGCUUCCAGUAGUAUUGAUGUAGAUACAUGCGUAAUAAUUUUGAACCAUAUGGACU
Molecule: messenger RNA, 2112 nt
Organism: Varanus komodoensis (Komodo dragon)
Lineage: Eukaryota; Metazoa; Chordata; Lepidosauria; Squamata; Varanidae
Gene: APOO
Product: apolipoprotein O
Exons: 9
Coding region: 91-738 (215 amino acids)
Biological process (GO): cristae formation
Cellular component (GO): MICOS complex
Source: RefSeq, a predicted model, not a curated record